UCACAUUCAUUUGGCUUCUCUCGUUCUAUCAACUGGUUACGAAAACUUUUAGGAAAAAAAUUGAAAAAUUUCCAUGCUGAAAGUAGUUGAAAAGGGCAUCAAAAAGACAGAGGUAAGACCGAUUCGCGAUGCAGGCCCACCAUGCGAUGCCCGACUUCCGGUGCCGGAACAACUGUCAACACAAGGAGUGCCAGAGACACGCCCCCUUGGGGAUAAUCGAUCAGCACACGCAGUGCAAGUGCUUGGGUGAGGUGAAUGCAUCCUCGAUAUUCCUGGAAAAUGUUCUGGACUUGGCCAACACCCUGUCCCAGGUGAUGAUCAUCUGCGGGCUGCACGAGUGCAAGGCCAAGUCAACGGUGGACAUUAUCACCUAUGCCUUUCUGCACUACGAUCAGGUGUGCUAUUGCAUAGACACCACUCCGAAAAAGCGAUUGAGAAAGGAGGAUUUGUUCCACGAACUGGGUAAGAAGUCGCUGAUGAACAAAGUGGAGGCCCAUUUGGCCUACUCCAUUAUCAAGCGGGGUUUCAAGGCCUUCUACUACGAACCCAAAAUGGACUUGACCUACGAUGACCAGGGCAGACCCUCCUACAACGAUGAGUGUGUUUGGGUUCAUGCUGCCCGGAAAUCGGCCGAAUCCUAUGCCAGAUUCGAUGGCCUCUCCUGCAGCGAACAGUUGGCCUACGAGGCCAAAAUAAAGAUAGCCUUCAAGAAGUUCUACGAUCGGAUGCAGACGCGGAAGAGGCAACCUGAGGGCGACGAUUGCAAUUGCUGUUUCUGCGCCAAGAAGCGGGGUCAUCUGGUCUAUGCCAAGGAACCGGCACCCUGCCCUUCCUCCUCGAAAAAGAAGCCCAAGCAUGUGUGCCCCUAUUGCUGCAAGAAAAAGCAGAAACAGCAGUACACACAUCCUGCCCGCCAACCGGCCAAGUGUCCCAAGUGCCACAAAUCAAGGAAAUUCUGCUGCUGCACCAAAAUGGACUUCAAUCUGCAGUGGGUCAAGAGCAUUUGGGAGCGACCGGACUUCAAUCAGUACUACAAGAACGAGAUCGCCGAGAUCGAGGACCGCCUGGUCAAGGGAACCUGCUGGCUGCCCCCGGAGCCUGAGGAGAAACUGGUGGAGGAGCACGAGGGCGAGGAGGAGGAGGAUGUGGGGGCAGAGUUGCCGCCGGAGGCUCUUCUGGCCCUCGGAGGGAAAACGGUGCCCACUAACCAGGAUGAGGCUGCUGCUGGAUCGCCACCCAAGCAGGGUUCGAUCACCGAGGUCGAGGGCGAAGCUUAGACAUCAGGGAUCCUGCGAAUCGGUCCUUACUGCAUUCUAAAUUUCAGUCUACCGGCAAGGCGUUACCAAAAUUUUCAGUGCCAGCAGAUAAAGCUUUUGUUAAUAAAUCAUUACGAUAGCAAGUAAUUGUACUUUUCUGUAAAUCGA
This is a messenger RNA of Drosophila subpulchrella, 1424 nucleotides long. RefSeq lists its product as uncharacterized. The coding region runs from base 129 to 1277 and encodes 382 amino acids. Lineage: Eukaryota; Metazoa; Arthropoda; Insecta; Diptera; Drosophilidae. The record is from RefSeq and is a predicted model, not a curated record. The transcript has a single exon.